AUGACCAACACAGAUUAUUUCAAGAAACAAUCAAUUCUUGCUUCCACUCUAGAAGUUGUUAACAAGGUGAAUAACAAUAUGAUGAGUCUUUUACCUGGCAAUCAUAGGGUUUAUCUUUGUUCUGACUCUUUGUGUGUUGAAGAAGGUAACAUAGAGUCUCAGCUAGACACCUUUUCACCUGAUGUGGUGAAUGCUAUUAAUUGUUCAGGAUUAUCUAAUCACCAGCUAUUCUUGAAGGAAGGUGUACCGAUAAUGUUGCUAAAAAAUAUUGACCAAUCUAAUAGUUUGUGUAAUGGUACCAGGUUGCAGGUACGUUGUUUAGGUCAUCAUAUAAUUGAGUACAUUGUAUUGACUGGAGACAAAGUGGGUAGAGUUGUGCUUAUUCCACGCAUGAACAUAUCAAACAAUGACACUCUGCCUUUUAGAUUCCAAAGGAGGCAGUUUUCGUUAAUUGCAUCUUUUGCAAUGACCAUGAAUAAGUCACAGGGUCAAACACUGAGUAUGGUUAGGUUGUAUUACCGAAACCCAUAUUUACUCAUGGUCAACUUUAUGUUGCUCUAUCUAAAGUGA
Molecule: messenger RNA, 570 nt
Organism: Arachis duranensis
Lineage: Eukaryota; Viridiplantae; Streptophyta; Magnoliopsida; Fabales; Fabaceae
Exons: 1
Coding region: 1-570 (189 amino acids)
Source: RefSeq, a predicted model, not a curated record